Messenger RNA from Aaosphaeria arxii CBS 175.79, 888 nucleotides. RefSeq lists its product as uncharacterized. Lineage: Eukaryota; Fungi; Ascomycota; Dothideomycetes; Pleosporales. The record is from RefSeq and is a predicted model, not a curated record. The transcript has a single exon. Bases 203 to 592 code for a protein of 129 amino acids.
AAGUCCACCUUCCGAAUGCGGAGGUCCGGGACCUGAAGGCCGACCUUCAUGUGGUCUGGCGUUCGGGGUUCUGCGCUGGAAAACAUCGAGGGCGAGCAAUUGAUGGGAGAGCUUGUCUCUCGACUCCUUCAAAGAGAACAAUUAUGCGUGGGACUGGACUGAUACGCAUAAAAAGGAUUUCUGGGACUGGGACUGGAACUGGAUGAGAUUCUCGAGGGGGAUGAGAAAAAGAGUACCAAGCCAAUCUCAUGUGGAGGCGGAGGCGGGAGAGAUAAACAACGACUACAACCACGUCGAUGUGGAGACGGGAGAAAAAUAUCCCGACAAAAACCCCGAAUGGCCUUUCGGCGUGCGUUUCUGCCUCUCCUACUUUGUCUUUCAACCGGAAAACAAGAGCCCAACGACUCAUGGAUUGACGAGGCAGAGCAAAGAAUCACCUCAUGUCCCUUCUGCCUCCUGUCCUUCGCAUUUCUAUCAAAGAAAGACAGAAGUGAAAUAUGGGACUCGGAGUGAGGAGGGAGAGAAAAAAACAGACCUCGAUGAAGCCUUCAUGAGGAGGUGGGAAAAACAUGGUGAUGCAAGCCUUCCAUGAGGAGGCGGGAGAAGAAAAGGAAAUGAAGGGGUGAUAUGUCCCUUCCUGUCUCUUGUCUUUCGGCUUUGCAUCGAAAGGAAAAAAACCUCAACCGGACAGCCCAUGGAUGGAGGAGGGAGAAUAAAAGGAAAUGGAUGAUGUGAUAUGUCCUUUCUACCACCAUUUCACUCUCCAUUCUAUGUCCUUCCCGCCUCUUGUCUUUCGGCUCUCCGCCGAAUCGAAAAAUAUGAGCAACUCGGCCAAUGAGGAGGCGCGAGAGAAAAGAUUCCUUCAAAGCUCCUUCAUGAGGAGCUGGG